GAUGCGUAGUAAGGUACCAAAUGUGUUCAGGGUUCUAUUUGAGUAUUUUGCUUUUAUUUUGAAAUCCUGACAUUUCACUUCCUAUUUGCCGUUGCUGUCCUCCCCUGCAGCGCCUCCUGUAGGCCGCCGAUGUUGUUUGUCAAAUCAUCGCUGGGGAGAGGUAACAGAGGCAGCAAGGUACGAGCAGCGGAGAUUUUAAACAUGCGGGAGCCUGUAACGCACUAACGGGGAGCAGACGGCUUGUUUUUGAGUCGAUAAAUGACGGCAGCCAGACAGCAGUCCGCACGCCGCUGAUGACUCGGAGAUGGGACAAACACAUUUGUUGUUGGCAGCACUGCUCAUCGCCACGAAUCCAGUUUCAUGUUACAGAUGCCUUGCUUUGGAUUACCUGCAACCUGCAGCUCCCACCGCUUAAGUUGAACGGCUAAAGGGAGCUGAUCUGCCCUGACGGACAGUCCUGGUAUUUCCAUCUGGACUUGGUGAUAUGAGAGGCUCCGGGAGACGGUGAUGGAGCUCCAGGAGUUGGGCUGGCUGUGUCUGGUGGGUCUCUUCCUAGCCUCCUUGCUCAUUGUGCUGGGAUGGCUGAUCCAGUAUUCGCUGGCACUACUGCGACUGCGGCGAGCCAGGAAGACAGCCGAGCGGGGCGGGAGAGACGCAGCCUGGCCGCAGCUCUCCCUCACGCUGCCCCGCCAGAGCCUGGCUGGGGGCGUGUGGGGCUUCCUGCUGAAGCUCCGCUCGGGCCGGGGUGGAGGAUCUGCAUCUGAGGCUGGGGUCAAAGGCUUGCUGACCUCCCUGUUCUCCUUCAGGUCCAUCAGGGAACACUGGCAGAGAAGCUGGGUCAAAGCUCUGAAUGAGCAAGCCUGCAGGCAUGGGAGCUCCAUCCAGAUCACUUUUGACAGCAGUCUUCAGUUAACUGCUGCUUCUGCAAUAGAUAGUGUGACCUGCACUGACCAAACACCACAUCGAAUGGUUUUACACUGUAAAUGUUGGGUGGACACAGUGACAUUUCCUGUGACGGUCACCCGGCAGUCACCCGCUGCUGUUUCCAUGGACACCUAUCAGAUCACUAUACCACCUAUGGUGACAAAGGUGGUGGUGUAUCUGGAGGAGGUGGAGGACGAGGGUCUGCUGAUUUCCUGGACUCUUUCCAAGCAGCCGUCGUUUACUCUUACCGUGUCUCCUUGCAAGCUGCAGAGACAGGGCACUGAGAGUGAAGCAGACCUGGACAUGAUUAAAGGACUGAUAGAGGAUACUCUGUUCAGCACUCAGCCAGCCAUGGUUCUCAACCUCAAGACUUCUGCCUCCAGUCCUUUGGCCCCCAUGGACCAUCUAUCAGUAGGACUGAACUCCGUACUCCAGAGACGACUACUGCUUCGGCAGCUCAGGGCAACAUUAAGUAAAGGUCAGUGGUCCAGGUCAGGGGAGCUGUGCUGUGUCCUGAGCCUGGACCAACCCUCCACAGAGAGGACAACCCGUUUCCUGUCUGUGCUCAGCAACGCCAACGCCCCACUGGAAUGGAGUGAAGAAAUUACUUUGGAGCUGGGUCUCGAAACCAAAGAGCUGAGAAUCAGACUUCUGGAGCGGAACGGCAAAAGGGAACAAUUCCUGCCUGGCCACGCCUCCAUCACUUUGGAUCCCCGGUGCAAAGUUCCUACUGGGCAAUUUAUACUGUCAAUAAGCCCCGGCCACGGCCUGGCACCAAAUGCUACCGUCACAGCAGAGCUGCUGUACUUGGAAACAGAGGAGCCUCGCAGUGCCCACAAUGCUUUGCCUCUUCGCUCCUCUCUCACCCCCACCAAGAAAGUCGAUGUGGACCGAACCAUCAUGCCAGACGGAACCAUUGUCACCACUGUCACGACCGUCCAGUCUCGACUGAAACUGGAACGCAGUCCAGGUGAUUCCCCUUUGUGUUCACCGUCUAAAGUGGAGGUGACUGAGAAGAAGCCCACUGUCCUGUCAGAUGACAGAGACAGCCCCAACUCCAGCAAGAGCAGCCGCCUCUCUAAUGGCCUGGAUCCUGUUGCAGAGACGGCCAUUCGGCAGCUGACCGAGUCUGCCUCCAAAGCAGCCCGGAAGACACCAACAAAAAGGAGCACACUGAUCAUCUCAGGAGUGUCAAAGGUUCCGCUCUCAGAAGAUGACUGCGCCGUAUCAAGCGGCUAUGCUGCAGCCAUGGACGCUGCCAUGCAUGGCAACCAUUACGGCAUGGGCCAUCACCGGGACCCAGAGGAGACCACACCCUCCGACGUGUCGGAGCGUCCAUCUGUGGACGAUGUGGAGUCAGACACAGGUUCCACUGGUGCCUUGGAAACCCGCAGCCUCAAGGACCAUAAAGUGGGCUUUCUACAGAGCGGCUCCAAGCUGCUGUUCCGAAGAAGACAUCGAGAGAAGGAGUCCUGCCUCAGCCAAUCCCACGAAGACAUCUCCAACAUGGGCAAUAACUUUGCUGCUGCUGCUGCAAACAGCAGCCGUAAAAAAUCUGGCAGCUUCUCUCGGCGUCUCAUCAAGCGCUUCUCUUUCCGCUCAUCAGGCAAAUCAAAAGGCAAAGCCAGUGCUACCAACGGAGGAGCAAGCUCAAUGGAUAACUGAUUAUCACAAGAGUAGGACAUGGGCCAUCCUGUCUUUAACAGAAUGCCUCCAUUACUACUGUCAGAAGAACAACUAAACCAGUCUUUGACAGGCUGACCACCCCAGGUGGGUUGUCACCUGUACAUUUUGAAAGGAGGAUACCUCUGGCAGGGCUUUUUCCUCUGGAGAGAAAGUUUUGCACCUUCAGGACAGAAGUCAUGUUUAAUCACAUCACUGAAAUUAAAAUGUGAUGAUGAAAUCUGUUUCUUUUGAGGAGAAUUCUGCUGCUCAGUGAGAAGGUGGUUGAACAAAGUGAAUGAAACAUCUCGUGCCCUGUUUAAACACAAACUACAGUGGGAGUGUUUGAUUUUUCCCAGUGGUGGUAAUACUGUUAUACUAUUUAAUGAUGUAAAUGCCAGAAUGAUGCUAUUGGUUGUACUUUAGAUUUAUUCUUUUUUUUAAUUCCUUGGUUGUAUAAAGAUAAUUUAUUAUUAUGUGGUUCUUAUGAAAUAAGUGCUAUUUAUUUUACCCCCCCAAAAACAACUCAUCAUAGUGGCAUUACACUGUAAAAUAGAGACAUUGCCGUGUGUUUUUCAUGCAAACAUAAAUUUAAACACAUAGUUUAAGUAAGUUAACAAAAAUCCGUCUUAAUCUAGCUGUAUGUAUGUUGUUCAAUGUUGUAUCUUAAAUAAGAUGCAGGACAGAUAAUAUAUUUAUUGUACUUUUUUGUAAAGGUACUUUCUGUGGAAUAUCCCAGUGCAUUUUUAGUUUACUUUUGGAACUUCAUCCAGUCUGGAUCUCUUUCCGACUUCUUCAAGUCAGGCAGUGACUUUAAACUUUUUAAACUCUGAUAUUUUUCUGUAAGAAACCUAAUUUCCUGCUCGCUUCUUGCCUCCUGUGUACUCUAUUUAAGUCAAACAUACAUCUAAAACACAUUAUUGAGACUUCAGCCGAUGCUCCUGUUCAUUAUUGCAAUAACUAUAUAUCAUGUAAAAUGCCUUGCACAGGUUGCAGGUAAAAUCAUUUGCAGGAAAUACUACAGUGUGAUCAGUUCACAAUCAUGUUAAGUGAUCCUCUGCUGAGGCAUCGCAAGCAACCAGAUUGUCGAAGAUUAAGACGACGUGAAUAAAGUUGACACACUCAGGGGGACUAGAAGCGAAAUUUCUAGUAGCAACUACAGAUAUGAGGAAACCUGCUGCGUCCUACAAAAGUAAGCAGCGCCAGUAUGUAAAAAUGUACAUACAGUUUUUGGUCAUUUUAUGUUUUGUCAGAGAAAAUGAAAUAUCUUGUAACUGACUGCAUUAAUUAUGGGAUUUCAGAACAACCAAAUUAAAUGAUUUUGAUUACAUUUCAGGUUUAUCUUUAUGAAUAAAAGAAGAGCUAUUUAAAGGGAUCACAGAGGUGGAGCCACUUCUAUCAAAAUGACUCGUGUAGACAUACCAUGUGCUUUAAUCCAAACCAAGUCAAAAUACUGGAAAAAUGAUCAAAGUCACUUCAUUGUCUAAAGGCACAUUAUAAAUGGCUGGAAUGUGAAACAGCUCAAUGGCUGCAAAGUUUAAUAUAUAUGAUUUCUGUUGGUAUAUUUGAAAUGUUUAAUUUAUUGCAAAUAAAUUAUUUUUGAAGCAUCA
Molecule: messenger RNA, 4196 nt
Organism: Scatophagus argus
Lineage: Eukaryota; Metazoa; Chordata; Actinopteri; Scatophagidae
Gene: c2cd2l
Product: c2cd2 like
Exons: 15
Coding region: 508-2589 (693 amino acids)
Biological process (GO): positive regulation of insulin secretion involved in cellular response to glucose stimulus
Cellular component (GO): cytoplasmic side of apical plasma membrane
Molecular function (GO): phosphatidylinositol binding; phosphatidylinositol transfer activity
Source: RefSeq, a predicted model, not a curated record